AUGUUUUCCACAAAAUUUUUAAUCGCGUUCGCGCUUUACAGUCUGGUCUUGGACACCGCUUCGGGAAAACCGUUUGCCGAAGGACUGAUAGCGUGCAAGAGAAGCGAUCCGAAAUUGGACGAAUGUCUGUUGAACAUCCUCAGACAGACUAAACCUCAGCUCAUGCAAGGUAACCCGGAACUGAAUCUGCCGCCGUUGGACCCUGUACACAUCACCAGGGUUUCAGUGUACAAGAACUUGCAAGACAUCCGGGUGACUGGAGAGCUAUCCAACUUGACGGCUAAAGGCGCCAGUUUGAUUACUUUCAAAUCUUUAAAAGUCAAUUUGAGAGCAAAUACGUGGGACAUGGUCAUAACGAUUCCCCUCGUCACGUUCGUCACGAACUUCGAUCUGAACGUCACGUUAAAUGUUAUUCCCAUGUCCGUCUUCGGGAAUGGACUGUGUGACGGAAAAAUUAAAGACUACAAGACGAGUUUUAUGAUGUUGUAUGUUGAAGCUAAAUCGCAGUCAUGUACGCCAAUGCAGCAAUAUUGA
Macrosiphum euphorbiae (potato aphid) is the source of this 534-nucleotide messenger RNA. Lineage: Eukaryota; Metazoa; Arthropoda; Insecta; Hemiptera; Aphididae. The record is from the annotation of a GenBank genome assembly.